Messenger RNA from Colletotrichum spaethianum, 1689 nucleotides. Its product is annotated as putative transporter. Gene Ontology annotation, cellular component: membrane; endoplasmic reticulum. NCBI's taxonomy places the organism in Eukaryota, Fungi, Ascomycota, Sordariomycetes, Glomerellales, Glomerellaceae. The transcript has 3 exons. Gene Ontology annotation, biological process: transmembrane transport. The record is from RefSeq and is a predicted model, not a curated record. Bases 1 to 1689 code for a protein of 562 amino acids.
AUGGACCAGCAGUACUUGACGCCUCCGACGUCGUAUCGUCUGGCCGAUAUGGCUCAAGGCGCCUACGACAUGCCACUCAUGGCCAUGCAGAAGCCGCACGACUCUCACCCCUCCAUGGGUAACCUGGUACUCCUUGUCUUCGAGGCUGUCCUUGAGGUUGUUUGUGUCAGCUUGCCCGGCUACAUCGUCGCCCGCAUGGGCCAUUUCGACGCCGACAAGCAGAAGUUCUUGGCCAACCUCAACGUCAUGCUCUUUACGCCAUGCCUAAUCUUCACCAAGCUCGCCUCCCAGCUCAACGCCGACAAGCUCCUCGAUCUCGCCGUUAUCCCCAUCAUCUUCGUCAUCCAGACCCUCGUCUCGUGGCUCGUCUCUGUUGGCGUCUCGCGCCUCUUUGGCUUUAACCGCCGCGCCUCCAACUUUGUUACGGCCAUGGGAGUAUUUGGCAACUCCAACUCGCUGCCCAUUUCUUUGAUCUUGUCUCUCUCACAGACAAUCAAGGGGCUGCACUGGGACAAGAUUCCCGGGGAUAAUGACGAUGAGGUCGGUGCCCGUGGCAUCCUGUACCUAUUGAUCUUCCAGCAGCUCGGUCAGCUGGUGCGUUGGAGUUGGGGCUACCACGUGCUGCUCGCUCCCAAGGACAAGUACCCCGAGUACCAGGACGAGCGCGUCGAGGAGGGACAGUACGUCAGUGACCGGGAGUCGGCCCCUCUGUUGAACGAGUACGACGACGGCACCGCCUCCUCCCGCAGAUCAUCUAGUGACGACCUGUCCAACUAUGAACCCGCCGGUCGCACUCCUGUUGCUAGCAGAUCCAGGGCUUCGCCCGCCGACACCGAAGACGAGGACGACGACUAUCCCAAGAAGGCGAAGAAGGCCAAUGGCCUCGCCCCCCUCAACGGCAACCAUCCCGUUUUCGACGGAACUGGCGAUGAGAUAUCGUCUUUCCCCCGCAUUCGUAACACGGAUGAACCCGACGUCCCCGAGGGUGUUAAGGGCUAUCCUUCCCGCGUUAACAACGCCAUUGCAUCUGCUAAGCGCUCCACGUCCAACUUCUUCAAGGGCCAGUACGCACGCCUCCCGGUUCCCAUCAAGAGGGUCCUCUCGGCACUGAGCCGCGUCGCCGGCAAGUUCUAUAAUUUCCUCUGGGAGUUCAUGAACCCGCCUCUGUGGGCCAUGCUUACCGCCGUGGUUGUUGCUUCCGUUCCGGCUCUGCAAAAGAUCUUCUUCGAGGAGGGGUCGUUCGUCAAGAACAGUUUCACCGAUGCCGUCCAAUCAAGCGCUGGAGUCGCCGUUCCUCUGAUUCUGGUUGUUCUCGGUGCCAACCUCGCUCGCAACACUCAGAAGAGCGAGAAGCAGCGCGACGCCGAGGAGGAACAAAUCGGAACAAAGCUCCUCGUGGCUUCCCUCGUGUGCCGUAUGCUUCUGCCGACUCUCAUCAUGACCCCUGUCCUGGCCAUCUUCGCCAAGUAUGUGCCAGUCAGCAUUCUGGACGACCCCAUCUUCGUCAUCGUCUGCUUCCUGUUGACCGGUGCGCCGAGCGCCCUUCAACUGGCUCAAAUCUGCCAGAUCAACGAGGUCUAUGAGAGCGUCAUGUCAAGGAUCCUGUUCCAGAGCUACGUCAUAUGGAUUCUCCCAUCUACAUUGAUUCUUGUCAUGUGCGCCCUGGAGGUCGUAGAGUGGGCUGCUUGA